AGUGGCCUGCGUCAUGGCAGCCAUUGAUCUGGAGCGUGGGCUGGAGCACAGCGGCCGGGGCUGGGGGAAAGAGAGGCCAGAGCUGAUGGACAACUUUGACUCAGAGAUGCAGGAGUGGGAGGACCAGCUGCAGGACAUCCAGAGGAAAAUCGAAGAGUUGUACAAUGAAGUUCAGGCCCGCAGAGGAGCAAACGAUAUGACUGCUGACAACCAGAAAAAUGGCGGCGAGUUGGAGUGUGGCACGGGGCACCACGGGAAUGGCCUCUUCGCGGCCGGCCAUCACAGCAAGAAUCACCCUGGAGCUAUAACUGUGCCACAUCACUAUAGUAACGGCUAUAACUAUAACCCCAACGGGUACAGCUACCCUGUGAGUCAUCAGAAUGGCUACGAUUAUUGCCACACCAACGGCGUCUCGGAGAUUGGAGACUUGUUGCAGGAUUAUUUGGGACAGGGGAAACAAAUGAGCCGGAAGAGCAAUGGAGCUCGCCACGUGCACUUCAGUGACACAAUCAAGGUGAGUCAGGCUGUCCCCGAGAUCAGAGGAAGAUCUGGAAACGACAGGCUCGGUCAAGAGCGGUUUCUGGGCAGUUUUGAGGAGACUGAAAACUGGAAGAACAGAGUAUCUCACAUGAAGAGCUCCCCCCGCAGAGAGAGUUCCCCUAACAAAGAAAACACAGGAGCCAAGCCCCCUCUUGGACAAAGGGAUGCUCCUGCUGUACAGCCACGCUCCCAGCUCCCAGUUACGACCGCCGACUCUCCCGCUCUGGACAGGAAGUCUUUUGGUCCAGGCGUCCUGGGAGAUAGAAAGUGCGGCAGCCCCUCCGUUCUCAGGAAGUUCGGAGCCAUGCUGCAGGAAAACGAGGGCAAAAUGCUCACAGAAUUAGGGGUGGUGACCCAUCAGGGACCGGCCCCGGAGCCAAAGUGCCCCACCCCAGGCUGUCAGCGCAGAGCUCUGGGAGCCGCUGCAGUCGCCGGCAGGGCUCCUGUGCGUGUGUCUACCCAGAAAUGCCAAGCAGAUUCUGACGUGAUGACAGCAGAGAUAGAGCCCGGCCAAGACUGGCGGUUAGUAUCAGACUCUCCUAGACAGAGCCACAGGGAUCACAGAGGAGGCUACAGUGGUUCUAAAGGCUCUCACGCCAGUCCCCAGCAAUCCCAGAGGAGAUCACAGGUGGUGGGGAGCCCAAAGGUUAGACCCAGGGCAAACAGUGGGGCGGACAGAGAUGGAGGAAGGAAGCCUGCACCCCAACACGUGGAGCCCAAAAUGGACUACAGGGUGUCAAGUGCUUCCUCUGGAGCUCAGAGGAUUCAAAGGGGUGGCUUAGUGGGACAGGAGUCACCAGGUUGCGGCCGAGUGAGGGAUGAAGGACUUAUUGAGCUGCUGGACAUGCUGGACAUCCAACAUGAGUACAGCUCCAGUCCCAGAACAGGACACACAGCUUUCAGACAGGAGCCACAGCAGGUAAACCCAGCUGAGCUGUCACCAGUAAAACCUAAGAGGAGCUUCUCUCGUCCCGCACGGCCGGCCAACCAGCGACCUCCGUCCAGAUGGGCAAGCCUCACCCCGACUGCCAGGAUCACGGCCCCAUCAGGCCCAAUGUACCGCCCCCCAAGCCCCAUGACAAGAACCCCGAGUCCGGCCCUGAAGCACCGGCCUCUCAUCUCUUACUCUCUUCAGACUGAGACUGUCAUUAUGUGAUACUUUCCCACUUCAAUAGAGCUUGAUCCCCCUCCCAGGGAAACCCUUCCUGUGGUUCCCACCCUCCCACCCUCUCUCUGUGUAAAUAGUAAGGACUGUUCUGGUAAAGUGUUUUAAGAGAGUUGCUGAGAAAUGCUUCAUUUCAUCACAAUGCCAUGUUGAGGAUAAUAAAACAAAACAAAAAAAACAAAACAUCUACGACAUUCUCCAGUGUUGCUGUGGCUUUCUGCUUCUUCUGUGCCCGACAUUUGCCAACACAUCAACAUUUUGCUUUGUUGUUGUCCCAACCCCCCUUAACACUUCCCUCUUUUUUGUAUUGAAUUUCAGGUGUUUUCUGUAUAAAGAGAUUUAGCAUGCAGCCCUAGUUUGAGGGUGCAUGCUCAUGUGUUUAAUCCUCACAGUUGCCAUGUUGAAUCAAAUUCAACCUGGCCACCAGUGGGAGUGGAUUAAGUUGCAACUGUGCUCCCAGCAGCAACCUGCUAACUGUCAACAACAGUGUGUUUUACUGUAUCAUAUUGUUAAAGUAAUAUAUUUAAGAUGUUCAAAUAACAGCUGUGACAAAUGACUAUGAUAUGCCUUUAAUGUAUUUUUUUCUUGUUAAUAAAUAUGACAGUGCUUUGA
Messenger RNA from Seriola aureovittata, 2317 nucleotides. RefSeq lists its product as uncharacterized. The transcript has 5 exons. The coding region runs from base 14 to 1696 and encodes 560 amino acids. The record is from RefSeq and is a predicted model, not a curated record. Lineage: Eukaryota; Metazoa; Chordata; Actinopteri; Carangiformes; Carangidae.